AUAUCAAUGAUGUUGAAAAAUUCAAGCACUAUGCAAGGAUGAUGUUUGCCCCUUGUGUAAUAUAUGCAGACUUUGAGUCAAAAAAUAAAAAAUGUGAUGAGUCAUAUGGAGGAAGCAUGCGUAAACUUGGUGAGCAAGUACCCAGUAGUUUUUGCUAUACAGUUCAUUGGAUUGACACUGGUGAAGUAUGGGGGCCUUUCACUUACCGAGGUCCAAAUGCUACGCAUGAAUUUGUUAAAAGAAUGGAUAAAGAACUAGUAAAAAUUAAUGAAGUCUUAGCAAUCAAUAAUGAUAUUAGAGAUAAUAAAAGUAGUCCAGAAUACUUAAUAGCAAAGCAAAAAUUUGACGAAUCUACUGAAUGCUGGAUUUGUAAAAAGCCAUUAGAUGGUGAUAAGGUCUGGGAUCAUAAUCAUAUUACAGGUAAGUAUCGAGGUUCAGCUCAUAAUGAUUGCAAUCUCCAACUUCGAAUUCAACCAUGGAAAACACCAAUUCCAAUAGUGUUUCAUAAUUUUAGAGGCUAUGAUUUCCACUUAGUCUGUGAAUCAAUCGGCCGAUCUGUUAAUGCACACCAGAUAACAGUUAUUGCAGAGACUUUUGAGCGAUAUAAAAUGAUGAAGGUAGGGCAAAUGAAAUAUAUAGAUAGUAAUCAAUUUAUGUUAUCUAGCUUGGCCAAACUUGCAGAUAAUUUAGGUGCUGUCAAAUGCAAGGAUACAGACUGCGAGCAUUACCAUAGAAUAGAUAAAGACCAAUGUAUUGGAACUUUGGCGAAUCACAAAAUCACUAAGCAGUAUUAUGAAAAAAUAGGAUAUUCACCAGAGCAAAUAGCAUUGGUAUGUAGUAAAGGAGAACUUCCAUAUGAUUAUAUUGAUUCUGAUGAUAGAUUCAAUGAAACUGAGCUUCCUCCAAUUGAGGCGUUUGGUGGAAAACUUAAUGGCAAAAUCACUCAAGAAGCUUAUGAACAUGCCCAGAAAAUAUGGAAAAAAUUUGGAUGUAGAAACUUAGGUGAGUAUCACGACUUAUAUCUCAAAACUGAUGUGCUUCUUCUUACAGACAUCUUUACAAAAUUUCGAGAAACAUCUAUGAAACAUUAUGGUCUUGAUCCAGCUCAUUAUAUAUCUGCUCCUUCAUUAUCUUGGGAUGCAAUGCUUAAAAUGACUGGCGUAGAAAUCGAACUUUUCACAGAGAUAUCUAUGCAUGAUUUUAUUGAAAAAGCCAAAAGAGGCGGUAUUGCAAUGGCAGUACAUCGACAUUUCAAAGCUAAUAAUCCAAGAAUGGGUGAUGAAUAUGAUCCAUCACAACCUACAACAUGGAUUUCAUAUGUCGAUGCAAAUAAUCUUUAUGGAUGGGCUAUGAGUCAAUUUCUACCAAUUAGAAAUUAUAAAUGGUUUGCAACUAGAGCAGUUUUAAAUAAUAGAAAAGACUUGCAACGUAAUUAUCUUAAAAUGAUUUUAAAUACUAAAGCUGAUGCUCCACGAGGAUAUUUCCUAAAUAUUAAGGCCCAUUUUCCUAGCAAGUUACAUGAUUAUCUCAAUGAAUUACCGCCUGCAGUUGAGAAUGUUGCAAUAAAAAAGAACCAGCUUAGUCCUUAUAAUAAUAAGUUAGUAGAAGAUUUAGAUGGGGGUCGAUUUUCUGAGAUAAAAAAACUAGUCCCACAUCUUGGUCCUCGGGAAAACUAUGUAAUCCAUUAUCAAGAGCUUCAAUAUUACGUAAAAUUGGGGAUGGUUGUGGAUGAAGUAACUGAAAUACUUUCAUUUGAUCAAACUAACUGGCUUGCACCAUAUAUAAAAUUCAAUACAGAGUUGCGUCAAAAGGCUGAGAAUGAUUUUGAAAAGGACUUCUUCAAGCUUAUGAAUAAUUCAGUAUAUGGCAAGACCAUGGAAAAUGUUCUAUCCAAACCAUCUUUCAAGUAUGCUAGACAAUUAUCCAAUACACUUAUUGGCGCUCAUAUGGGACAAGCAUCUGUAGUUCUCAAUAAACCAAUUAUUGUUGGUGCAUCAGUCUUGGGACUUAGUAAGUUAUUAAUGUAUCGAUUCUGGUAUGGAUACGUAAAAGAAAAAUAUGGCAAUAAAGCCAAGCUUGGGUAUAUGGAUACAGAUUCAUUUAUAUUUAUAACCGAGACUGAAGAUAUUUAUAAGGAUAUGUCAGAAAGACCUGAUAUUUUCGAUCUUACUGAUUCCAAAACUAUUGGCCUAUUCAAGGAUGAGUGUCCAGGUAAAAUAAUAACUGAAUCUAUCCAUAUUCGAGCCAAAACAUAUCACUAUACCAUUUCAGAUGGAUCUACUAGAUCAAAGCAUAAAGGGGUCAGCAAAUUGGGUAUGAAUAAAAUGGCUACUAAUACGUACUUCCCAUCAUUAGGUGGUUCAUUGUUAGAUGAUUCAAUCCCCCCAAAUAAGAUAAUUGAUCCAAUGACCCUGGUAUAUCGGGAUUGUCUCUUUGGAAAUGAGGUAUUCUAUGCCAAGAAUAUAGGAUUUCGAUCAAAAGACCAUAUAUUAUCAAUGGUUGAAUCCGAGAAAAAGGCUCUAUGUCCUCUUAAUUCAAAGAACUGGGUAUUAUCAGAUGGAAUUACACCUUGGGCAUAUGUUCAUUGGAGAAUUGACGCUUACAAAAGUAUGGUUAAAGCUGGUAUGUCUCCAGAGUUGGCCGAAAAAAGAGCAAUAGUAGCUCAGCAUCAUCCAACAUUAGAAAACAAGUAUAUGGAAAAAAUCUAG
Molecule: messenger RNA, 2708 nt
Organism: Entrophospora candida
Lineage: Eukaryota; Fungi; Glomeromycota; Glomeromycetes; Entrophosporales; Entrophosporaceae
Source: the annotation of a GenBank genome assembly